Jatropha curcas is the source of this 1623-nucleotide messenger RNA. Lineage: Eukaryota; Viridiplantae; Streptophyta; Magnoliopsida; Malpighiales; Euphorbiaceae. The record is from RefSeq and is a predicted model, not a curated record.
UGAACUUUUGUUAUACUCAUUACCAUUUGAAUUUGAUUGGAUCGAGUAGUACGUCAUUUCGCCAACUCUUUUAGGUAAGAUAAUAAAUCUGAGGAAUGUUGAGUGAAAUAAAUCAUACAAUAUGGACUUAUCAAUUUCUUGAAGUUUUCAAAUAGCUACAGUAAGUCCAAAAACAACAUACUACUUAUCUAAGUAAAGAUUUGUAUUUCUCAAAUGGGUAAAAAUUUAAGUCAAUCCAAAAACUGAUGAUGUCUAUAAAUUCAAAGAUUUCUCAAGCGUAAAAAACAUGAAAACCAUGCAGAAACAAGCUAUCAUUAGAAGGUGGUGUGGGAUUAAGAAGAAGAAGAUCAAAAUGGUAGCAGGAAGCAUAGCAAAACGAUGGAAACAUUUAAGUGGUGAAAAUAAUUGGAAGAACUUAUUAGAGCCUCUUGACAUUGAUCUCCGGCGAUUUAUUAUUCAUUAUGGUGAAAUGGCUCAAGCUACCUAUGAUGCUUUCAAUUCCCAGAAAGCAUCAAAAUUUGCAGGAAGCAGCUUAUAUGCAAAGAAUGGUUUUUUCUCCAAAGUUGGUUUAGAUAAAGGCAAUCCCUACAAGUACACAGUAACCAAGUUUUUUUAUGCAACAUCACAAAUUCAGCUUCCUGAGGCAUUUAUUGUUAAGUCUUUGUCAAGAGAAGCUUGGAGUAAGGAGUCCAUUGGAUGGGGUAUAUAGCAGUGGCCCAAUUGGAUGGGGUAUAUAGCAGUGGCCACCGAUGAAGGGACUGCUGUUUUAGGAAGGAGAGAUAUUGUAAUUGCUUGGAGAGGUACAGUGCGGACAUUAGAAUGGGUUGAUGGUCUUGAAUUUGUUUUAGUCUCAGCUUCAGAUUUACUGGGCGAGUCCGGUAAUGAUCCUAAGGUACAUCAAGGUUGGCAUUCCGUUUAUACUUCUGAUGAUCCCCUUUCGCCUUUUAAUAAGAGCAGCGCAAGAGAUCAGGUUCUUAAUGAGGUAAGAAGACUAGUCGAGAAAUACAAGAACGAAGAAAUAAGCAUUACAGUAUGUGGGCACAGUUUAGGAGCUGCACUAGCAACAUUAAAUGCAGUUGAUAUAAUUGCAAAUGGGUUUAACAAGUCAAAAACGUUUCCAAACAAAGCUUGUCCAGUCACAGCAAUAGUCUUUGCUAGCCCUAGAGUCGGUGACUCAGGGUUCAAGAAAGUGUUUUCAGGGUAUAAAGAGCUUCGGGCAUUAAGGAUUCACAACAAUCUUGACAUUGUUCCUAAUUAUCCAUUGAUAGGAUACGCAGAAGUUGGAGAAGAACUUGUAAUUGAUACUACAAAAUCGAAUUACCUAAAGAGUCCAGGAAACGUUUCCAGUUGGCAUAACUUGGAAGGUUACUUGCAUGGAGUAGCAGGAACGCAAGGCUCUAAAGGAGGAUUUAAGUUAGAAAUUAAUCGUGAUAUUGCUUUAGUAAACAAAUCUUUAGAUGGUUUAAAGGAUGAGUAUCUUGUACCACCUUCAUGGUGGAUUCAAAAGAACAAGGGUAUGGUGCAGCAAUCAGAUGGUUCCUGGAAAUUGAUGGAUCAUGAAGAAGAUGUUGCAGAAGAUAUAUAAUUAAUUAAUUUCAUUCGGUUAAGCUGAUUUAGUUGAGU